Molecule: messenger RNA, 630 nt
Organism: Ruditapes philippinarum (Manila clam)
Lineage: Eukaryota; Metazoa; Mollusca; Bivalvia; Venerida; Veneridae
Product: cytosolic sulfotransferase 1-like
Exons: 3
Coding region: 102-467 (121 amino acids)
Biological process (GO): sulfation
Cellular component (GO): cytoplasm
Molecular function (GO): sulfotransferase activity
Source: RefSeq, a predicted model, not a curated record
GAAGAAGAUGUCAAUCUGUUGAACAUUGACAAGAUAUAUGACUGUAUAUAUCAGCGGAAUACAACAGUUGGUUCGAAUAUGUCUUAGAGUGGGAGAGAGAAAUGUCGACUUCACCUGAACUUCCUAUACAUCUGGUAUAUUAUGAGGAUCUAAAGGAGAAAACUCUUCAAGAAGUAUGUCGUCUUGGAAAAUUUCUUGGAAUAGAAAACAAAGACGGUCUCUUCGAAGCCAUCAGUGAAAAAUGCAAAUUUGAAAAUAUGGUAAAAGAUAAGCAGCCAUAUUUGUUUCCUGGUGAAGCAUUGGAGGGAUUCACAUUUUAUAGGAAAGGUGACGUUGGAGACUGGAAGAACUGGUUUACAGUAGCACAAAAUGAACAUUUUGAUAAAAUCUAUAAUGAAAUUAUGGAAACAUCAAAACACAAAUUUAGAUACCAGAGAAUACAAAAUUGUGAUAGAAGUAUGUUAUAGAGACAAAUAUGAGAACUUGGGAAGAAAUUAGUAAAUCUUUAAGCAGAUUUGAGCCGCGUCACGACAAAACCAACAUAAUGCGUUUGCGACCAGCAUGGAUCCAGACCAGCCUGCGCACCCGCGCAGUCUGAUCAGGAUCCAUGCUGUUCGCUAUCAGUUUGUC